AUGGCACCUCUAAUCCGUGUCAUUGGCUCUCUGAACGCCGACAUGGUAUCAGUGACGCCUCGUUUCCCGGAUCCAGGCGAGACGAUCACGGCCUCCUCAUAUUUUACCAGCGCGGGAGGGAAAGGCGCCAACCAAGCCGUCGCAUGUGGACGAUUAUCCCGGGCAAAACCCACCGCAACAUCCCCAUCGACAGAGAAGGACCCGGUCAGGGUCGAGAUGGUUGGCGCGGUAGGGGGUCUAGACGGCCAGUUCCAGGCGUUGCUGAAGCCGACGCUGGAAAAGUCCGGGGUCGACGUUUCCCGAGUUCGAACUAUUCACAACGCUUACACUGGGGUCGCUGUGAUCAUCGUGGAUACUUCUGCAGGAGGAGAGAACCGGAUUUUCUUCUCGCCUGGCGCGAAUUACACAGGGAUGCAACCCAUUCCGGAGAUACUGGGGGCCGGGUUGGCGGCGCCUGUGCCGGAUGUUAUUGUCAUGCAGGGAGAGAUUCCCGUGGAGACAGUCAUCGGGAUUCUGCGAAACAUUAAAGCGUGGAAGGAAGAGAAUAGAGCCAAGGGUCAAAAGGGGAUUGAGGCUGGGCCUGAAGUCGUCCUCAACCCGGCUCCUGCACCGCCCGGGGGACUGCCGGAUGACGUAUACGAUGGCGGGGUGGACCAUUUGAUCCUGAACGAGACGGAGGCGGAACUGAUGAUCCCGCCGACGGAGCAGCUGCUCAGGACUGUCCCUGAUGCUGAGGGCCAAAGUGACCGAGAGAAGGUAGCUCGGUACUUCCACAAGAUUGGGGUAACAUAUAUCAUUAUCACACUGGGGGCCAAGGGCGUCUGGUACAGUGCUGCAGAUUCCGGGAGUUCAGGGCCAGCAGAUGGGGUCACGCGCUUUACGAACGAGAUUCCCGCGUCCAAAGUCGAGAAAGUCGUCGACACGACGGCAGCGGGAGAUACGUUCGUGGGGGCAUACUGUGUCGAGGUGGCCCGGUGGCGCGAACGACGACGAGCGGCUGGUAAGGCGGGGCAAGAUCUAUCGAUUGAAGAAAGGGUUGAGAGAUAUCAGAAGAUGAUGGAUAACACGAUGAAGUGGGCCACGAAGGCGUCAGCACGAUGUGUGGAGAGGCAAGGUGCAAUGGGCAGUAUCCCCUUCGAGGAUGAGAUCUAA
Molecule: messenger RNA, 1152 nt
Organism: Monascus purpureus
Lineage: Eukaryota; Fungi; Ascomycota; Eurotiomycetes; Eurotiales; Aspergillaceae
Source: the annotation of a GenBank genome assembly